This is a messenger RNA of Helicoverpa zea (corn earworm), 1042 nucleotides long. RefSeq lists its product as uncharacterized. NCBI's taxonomy places the organism in Eukaryota, Metazoa, Arthropoda, Insecta, Lepidoptera, Noctuidae. Bases 223 to 810 code for a protein of 195 amino acids. The record is from RefSeq and is a predicted model, not a curated record. The transcript has 4 exons.
AUUUUUGUUAUUGCUAAUGAUAACGCGAGCUAACAAGGAUAUAAAACAUUGAUGCGCGCACGAAACUAAUUAUUAUCUACUUGACUGUUGGUACUAAUAACACUAGUAUAUAACACAUUAUUAAGUAAUUUAUAUAUACUGUGAAACUCUUUAGUUUUAAAACCUGAAAAUUAGGACAGACCUUUUUUCGAAGUUGGUUUUAAGAGACGUUUGUAUUUCAAAAUGCACGGAGAAAUACCAGUGUUGACAAGAUGUUGUAUCUGUUUUCCUUUGCGACAUGGCUUGCUUGCGUGGGCUUAUUUCAGAUUGAUUGUAACCGGUGCCUUUUUUACUAGCCUCACGAUCAAUUUCAUAGAAUUUAUAAAUAAUGACAAAGUAAGAUAUCUGAAAGUAAUGGGAGUAGUGAUGUUCAUCCUCUUCACUGAUAUUGUGUUGACUUCUAUGUUUGUCGUUGGAGGACAUUUGAAAAACCUGCAGAUAUUAAAAGCGUUUUACAUCUACUCUAUAUUCUUGUGGUGUCUGAUGAUGUUGCUUGUCAUGACGCUGACUGUGCAAACGGUGGACCAAUUGAGAACAGCCACAUACCAUAGAUAUGUUAGGUUCCUGAUACUGGACCUGACUAGCUUCGUUUUCCAAGUCAUGAUCCAGUCCUAUGUUAUUCUGCUGGUAAGGAGUGAGAUAGUGAAACUGUCAAAUAACUGUGAGUUCAGGUUUGUCAACAAUGCUGCACAAGUGGAACUCCAUUUUAAGGGUGAUGAUGAAGAUACUGAGCAACCAAACCUUCAGAAAAAUGGAAAUAUGAUUGUUUAGAAAUAUAGAAACAAUACAUGAUGUAAAUUGUAUUGUAUGACUCGUAUUCAUAAUAUUAAAUUAUUUUUUAAUCUUCUUUUGUUUUUCCACAUGGUAUGACAUAGUUGUAAACUCUGUAUAAAACCUAUUCUGCACUAUUGUUUAGUAGUAUUUAAUGAAGAAAGAAAAAAUAAGAAACAUGAAAUGUGAUAUUAGAAAUAUUAUGUAAUUAAAUAAAACUAUUAUUAGCCUA